UUAUCUGAUUUACUAGAGAAGUUCUGAAUCCUGCCGUAUUGUGUCCUAUUUGUGAUGUUGCAGCCUCCUUUUUAGGAACAAAGAAUGGCAGAGAUCACUGGUGCCCAGCAGAUGGCAGUAAAUUCCAAAGACUUUGGAAAUCAAGUGUGUGCACAGGGCACAUUCUUCCACAGGCAAAGGGUAAGCUCUGUGCCUGGUGUGACCUCUCCAGUGGGAAUAAAAUCACAUUUCUGCAUGUUGGUCAUAGGUUGAAGUCUGAUGGUGUUUCAUCUUUGCAAGUUCUCCUUUGAGGCUAAGGACUGCCUCCAGAACAUGUUGGAAUGUCACAUAUGUCCUUUCAUUACAUGAAAGUGGGCAACUUGUGUGCAUGGCUGUUACGACCUGACAGCCCACCUCCCAAAGCUCUCUUUUUCCCUUCCUAACUUUUCACUCAUUGCAUAGUCUUCCUUAAUGACCUGUGACUGCCAUACUUUUAAGAGCCACAAUAUCCAUGUGAUGUGAUGAACAUAUGUGUUGUUUUCUGGUUAUAGCACACGGCUGCUGAAACCAGAAUUGCAAGUCUUGAAGUGAGACCUUUCUUCCCUGUAAUUACCGAGGAAGGCCAGGAGAUGGGAGGGAAGCACUUUGCGGCAGCCACUGUGCCUUUUCUUGCAUUUUCCCUCAAUUCCUUCAGUUCCCAAGAGCCCUUUGCUCAGCUCCUGUUCUUGGAAAAGAUGAGGCAGGCCAACGGUAGAAUUGAAGUGAUUGUGGAAUAAAUAUUUGUAAAGCUCUGAGAUGUUAAGUUAAUUCUGAUAGUAACAUUGCUUUGAUGGGCCUGUCUCAAAUUCCCAAACCCUUGUCAAAAUUUCAGGUCUAGAGGAAGGAGUCUAAUCCCUUAGAGUGGUUUAUGAUCUGAUGUCUCUGUUUACUCCAAUUCUCAAACACUCCAUAUUUUUUAAACUGUUUUCCGAAUAAAGUACGUGCAUACAUUUUCUUCUUUUCCCAGUUCAUUGGCAGUAUUAAACUAAAACUGAAGAUAAAGGAGCAGCAUCCAAAGAUAAAAGUUUUGUGAAACUAGGUAUCCAAGCAGCCAAAAGACAACAGUGGCCAAAAAUGUUAACAGUACCAUUUUCUUUACACCUGUGCUGGUAUGUAAAGAAUGAUUUGGGGGCCAUUGCUAAUUUCUGAAGACCAAUUGCUGAGCAAUUGUUUUCCUCGCUAGAUUUUUUUUUUAAUUACCUUAGAGGUAAGUGAUGGUAGAAUGUGGCAACAAAAAGGAUUGUGCCCCUGUUUGUAAAUGCUUGUGAUUCGUAGUAUAUCCCUUCAAUCUGUGUACUUCGAUGCUGCUGCUUGCUGUACAUCAGUCAGUGGGAAGCACCUUUAAAUCUAUAGUACGUUAUGAUGCUACAAAGUACAUGUCUCCUUGUUACCACAGCCACAUACUAGCUAAAAGUGCAGACAGAAGUGUGCAAGACUCAAGUCUAACUGAUCCACUCUUUUUAUGACAUGGAUCACAACUCUGGAGGACAAGUCUCGCGAGGAGCAGCUGAGGGAGCUCGGGGGAGGGGUCGGGAGGGGUUCAGCCUGGAGAAAAUAGUUUGGAUGUAACCUGCUUCAAAGGAGGUUGGAGCCAGGUGCGAGUCGGCCUCUUCUCCCAGGAAACAGGAUGUGAGGAUGUGGCCUUAAGCUGCUGCGUGGGAGGUUCAGGUUGGAUAUCGGGAGAAAUUUCUUGGCAGGGAGGAUGAUUAGACAUUGAAAUGGUCUGCCAAGGGAAGCGAUGGAGUCACUGUACCUGGAGAUGUCUAAGGGAAGAUUGAACAAUGAUACUCACAGUGGUAUUUGGUCAUAGGUUGGACUCGAUCUGAGAGGUGUUUUCCAACCUAAUUCAUUCUGUGACCAUCUGAAGCACUAACAGCCCUUAGCAUCGCUAGAAGCAGGCACUGGAUGAUUUUGGAGGUGAUCUGACAGCGUAAGGAGUGGUUUUUAACCGCUUCUAGAUAAUUUUUAAACCACCUUUUCCUCUGAUCGUGUAUUUUUGGAUUGUUCAGUACAACACAGAAGGUGCAAUGUAACAUUGUUCCGAGAGAACUGUGUGUCUUUUCGUCUGUAGGUGUGCACCCAGAAGCUAUGCGUUUUCAUUCCCGGUGCCCGCAGCUCUCUCCGUUCCGGGUACUGCGCGUCAUCACCCGGGCGGGGAGCGCGAGCCGAGCCCACACCCGCAGCCCUGGCCGCUUCCUCGUCACAGCCCGCCCGCCGCUCAGCGCCUCUCCGGCCGCUCGCAGCCAAUGGCAGCUCAGGACACAAACGCGCCGGCGUGUGUCCGGAGCGCGGAUUGGUUGGUCCAGUUUGCGCGGGCGCGGCUUGGCAGGGGGGCGGUGCCGGAGCCGUGAGGGAGAGGUCGCCAUGCUGCGGGAGCUGCGGCGGCGCUGGCGCUCCUAUAGGUACCGCUUCGUACCCUGGCUCGCCCUCAACUUCCGCCGCCAGCGCAGGACGCUUCGAUAUGUUCCUGAAGGCUCUCAAGACAAAAUUAUUGCUGAUGAAGAUGUCUUUGAAACACUACUGAAAACAUUUAAAGCUCUGUUCAUAAAUGACUUCAGUAAACAAGCAGAUAUUCUGGCCUUACUUCCGGAAGUCAAGUGCCAAUAUCUGGAAUUACUUACUGUGGAGCAGAAGCGGUUGAAAGUAAAUUCUUGUAACCGUCAGGGUCAGCACAUAUUUAGUCCUGAGGAAGUUUUGUUUAACACACUUGGGUUCACUGUUAGCAGAGACAGGAGUUCGCUGGUGUCUGCUGGAACUGGAGUCUUUGUUACCAAAGGUUUUGUACCGAAAGGGACGGUUGUGUCUAUGUAUCCUGGUACAGUAUACAGAAAGCAUGAGCCCAUCUUUUUCCAGUCCCUUGGCAAUCCCUUUAUUUUUAGGUGCAUUGAUGGUGUGUUUAUUGAUGGGAACGAUAAAGGACUGUCAAGAUCAGUGUACAGGUCUUGCAGCAGAAGAGAUCAACUUGGCCCUUUUCAAAUGAGUGAUGAGAGCUGGCUCACAGCCACCCUGCAAAACCCACUGGCAGUGGGACAGUACGUCAACAACUGCUCACAUGAAAAAACGGCAAACGUGUGUUACCAAGAGUUUGACGUGCCAGGACAUUUUCCAGUAGAAUUGAAACAAUAUCUUCCAAACAUCGCCUACAGCCAUGACAUAGAGAGCCACUUGAGGUGUGUAGUUCUUGUCACUCUCAGAGACAUCAAGCAAGGAGAAGAACUUUUUUCAAAUUACUAUACUGUUGUCAGCUGAAUUAAUAGAUUCAAAACUGAAGAAAUCUGUGUCAAUAAAAUAUGUAUGGUGCCUGUA
This is a messenger RNA of Vidua chalybeata, 3324 nucleotides long. It is a transcript of the gene SETD9, whose product is annotated as SET domain containing 9. The coding region runs from base 2107 to 3267 and encodes 386 amino acids. NCBI's taxonomy places the organism in Eukaryota, Metazoa, Chordata, Aves, Passeriformes, Viduidae. Gene Ontology annotation, molecular function: protein binding. The transcript is spliced from 6 exons. The record is from RefSeq and is a predicted model, not a curated record.